Mercenaria mercenaria is the source of this 1153-nucleotide messenger RNA. Its product is annotated as neurensin-1-like. Gene Ontology annotation, biological process: nervous system development. Lineage: Eukaryota; Metazoa; Mollusca; Bivalvia; Venerida; Veneridae. The transcript is spliced from 2 exons. The record is from RefSeq and is a predicted model, not a curated record. The coding region runs from base 232 to 954 and encodes 240 amino acids. Gene Ontology annotation, cellular component: transport vesicle; neuron projection; neuronal cell body.
UUUCUGUGCACAUGCGCGAUGGCGGUUCCAUCGAUUUUGUGGAAGAAGAAUUUUUUCCAAUAAUUUGGACAACCACACAUAUGGGUAGUUAAAAUUCUAAGUGUUUUAGUAAAAUUACGACGUAAUGUUCUCGUAUUUUUUUAUAUUGAUUAUGAAGGAUUGAUAUACAUACUCUUUAAGAUGACAUAGAAUUACUGAAGAUAUACGUUAUCGUCUUGGGCGAUACACACAAUGGCAGCUAAGGAAGACAAAAAAGGCUUGUUAGAAGCAGAAGAACGUGUAGAUACAUCAGCAGAUGUCGCGGAAGAAAUCCAUGAUGCUCCUUCCCAACCGAGCAGCUGGAAAUCAAGUAAAUUUACGACGUCGCGGAAGAAACCAUGUCCGGACUAUUUUGGUGUGAAGUCGUAUCUGCACGACUUUUACGAAGCAACUUACAAAGACCCAUCGAUUUAUGAGGAAGAAGAGGACUUCCGGUUCCUGUUGCGUUCUAAUCAACGUCGACGAAGAUGUCCUCAAAUAUGGUGGAAAAUUUUCAUGUGGCUUGGUGUAAAUUUGCUCGUAUUUGGAAUUUUAGGGAUUCUUGUUGGAUAUCUAGUGCCGCAAAAAUCGAUUUUCUCUAAAGUAGAUGAAGAAAACAGUGAAGGAUAUGUUGAUCGAAGUGCAAUGGCUUUUAAUACGACUUUAGAUAUAUGUAAAUUGAUUGGAUUAAUUCUUUUCUGUAUCGGCGGAAUGACUCUUGCUAUGGCUCUGCUGUUUCCAAGUUUUCUGACGUCAUACUGUGAUGAGGACCCAGCAGACGACAAUUUCAGAGUGAAGCUUGACGAUGAGACAACUCCACUCAGUCCUGUCGAAAUGUCAAUUCCGAAAUCAUCAAAGGUGAAAAGUGUUCAGCCGUUGCGUACAGUACCGGAAGCUGUUGUGACUAACGAAGGCGUCGUGGAAUACAGAGACUAAGGAAGACUAUCUCAUCCUUUGUAGAAAUGAUUAUUUUUAGAUGGCUUUACGUGUUUGGUACAUUGAAUAGGUGUGAUAUUACAAUAUUUACAUUCGAAAAUGGCAAACAGUUUAAACUUUAUUUUACUAGCCAAAAUUAGAGUUCAUACGAUUAAAAAUGGUUGUGUUUAUAAACUGGAAGAAUAAAUAUUCCAUCGAA